Diospyros lotus (date-plum) is the source of this 3339-nucleotide messenger RNA. RefSeq names its product histone-lysine N-methyltransferase, H3 lysine-9 specific SUVH1-like. Bases 235 to 2442 code for a protein of 735 amino acids. The transcript has 3 exons. Gene Ontology annotation, molecular function: protein binding; zinc ion binding; histone methyltransferase activity. Gene Ontology annotation, cellular component: nucleus. Lineage: Eukaryota; Viridiplantae; Streptophyta; Magnoliopsida; Ericales; Ebenaceae. The record is from RefSeq and is a predicted model, not a curated record.
ACGGAAGAUCGUUCAGGAUCCUCUCUGUCUCUCUCUCUCUCGGCAAUUCUGUCUGUUGGUUGCUGUUUAUUUUCUUGGAACUUCUCAAGCAUGGACGUCGGGUUGAUUUCUGGUUCUCCGCUGUGGAUGCUCUCCUAACGUCUCUGUCGUGACUUCUCCUUCGGUUGUGUUUGGAAGAAGAAACAACUGGUUGAUUCUCUCUGGAACUUUUGUGGUGGAAUUCUAAUUUAAGCAAUGGACCAAGGUUUGGAUUCGGAGUCUGUUCAUAUGUCUGAGCCCUUUGACAGGUCCAGGAUUUUGAAUGCUAAGCCCUUACGAUGUCUUGUUCCAAUCUUUCUAUCGCCCCCCGGCCCUGGCAUGCCCUCAGUUUCACCUCCUCAAUCUGCUCCCUUUAUGUGUGCCCCCCCAAAGGGUCCUUUACCACCUGGGCUUGCUUCAUUUUAUCCAUUUUUCCUUCCAACUGAACCCCAAAGUUUGGCAGCUGAUGAAAACCUGCAAACUCCAUUUGGUGUACCCAAUUCUGCAGUGCCUUGUGGGUUUAAGAAUUCAGUACAGUCACCUGUUCCCAUAACUUCAAUUAGAGCACCGAUGCCUCAUGCAUCUGGAGCUGUAAAUGGAGACACUGGGCCAUCUAGGCAUUCAAGAGAUCGCACAGCUGGUAUUCAGACACAACCCCAAGGUGCAGUUGCAAAUGAAGAUGGCUAUAGUGAUUCCCCAAAUCAAAGUGAUCAAUAUUUGAACAGUUUCAAUAUGCAUGCUACUGAUGCAGUGGACACCAGCAGGGCAGGAAGGAGAAGGGGGAAUUACCGGAAAAGGACUAAGAGUGACCAAGCCACUCAUGAUGUUGAUAUUGACUUGGUAGCAAAUAAAUUUUUAACAUCAUUCAAUCUUACGGGAUUUGAUACAAUUGGACAAGCUGAUGGUGAUAGUGAGUUGGUCAGGUAUGUACUUAUGAUAUAUAAUCUGCUGAGGAGGAGGAUUUCUCAAAUUGAAGAUGUAAAAGAGGCAACUUCUGGGAUUGCGAGACGCCCGGACUUAAAGUCUGGGACAAUUUUGAUGACUAAAGGGAUUCGAACAAACAGCUCAAAGAGGGUUGGAGCAGUUCCCGGGGUUGAAGUUGGGGAUAUUUUCUUUUUCAGGAUGGAAAUGUGCUUGGUGGGUUUGCAUGCACCGUCAAUGGCUGGAAUUGAUUAUAUGAGUCUCAAGGUUCGUCAAGAUGAAGACCCUAUGGCUGUUAGUGUCGUUUCAUCUGGAGGAUAUGAGGAUGAUGCUGAGGGUGAGGAUGUUUUAAUUUACAGUGGCCAAGGUGGGACUAACAGGAAAGAUAAACACACAAUGGAUCAGAAACUUGAAAGGGGUAAUCUUGCUCUGGAGAAGAGCUUGCGUCGGGGUAACGAGGUAAGAGUGAUUCGGGGUAUGAAGGAUAUGGUGAGUCAAACUGGGAAGAUAUAUCUCUAUGAUGGCCUCUACAAAGUCCAGGAUUCAUGGAUUGAGAAAGGGAAGUCUGGUUGCAGUGUGUUUAAGUAUAAAUUGGCUAGAGCUCCUGGCCAGUCUGAAGCAUUUAGAAUGUGGAAAACAAUUCAGCAAUGGAAGGAAGGCAUGACUUCUAGGGUUGGGGUUAUCCUCCCAGACCUUACUUCAGGUGCAGAAAACUUGCCUGUUUCUCUUGUGAAUGAUGUAGAUGAUGAAAAGGGACCUGAUUAUUUCACGUAUUUUCCCUGUCUCAAGUAUUCAAAACCAGUUCUUUCACUGCAAUCGUCUUCAAGAUGUACUUGCAAGGAUGGAUGUCAAACUGGUGUAAACUGCUCUUGCAUUCAAAAAAAUGGAGGGGCUCUCCCAUAUACUUCUCUAGGGGUCCUUCUGAGUUAUAAAUCCUUAAUUUAUGAGUGUGGUGCUUCCUGCAUGUGUCCUCCUACCUGCCGGAACCGAAUAUCCCAUACAGGUUUCAAGGUCCAUCUUGAGGUGUUCAGGACAAAGAAUAGAGGUUGGGGUCUGAGGUCUUUGGAUCCUAUCCGUUCAGGAAAUUUUAUCUGUGAGUUUGCAGGAGAAGUUGUCACAAAAUCUAUGGGAGGGGAGUUUCUGAUUGAAAAUGAGGAUAACUACAUUUUUGAUGCAACUCGCACCCAUGAACCACGAGAGCUUAUGCCAGCAAAUUCUGAUGAAUCUCCAAAAAUCCCUUUCCCCCUUGUUAUAAGUGCAAAAACUGGGGGCAACGUCGCUCGAUUUAUAAAUCACAGUUGCACUCCAAAUGUCUAUUGGCAGCCUGUUAUCCGAGAAAGCAAUAAUGGCUCUUAUGUCCAUAUUGCUUUCUUUGCAAUUAAUCAUAUUCCUCCUAUGAAAGAGUUGACAUAUGAUUAUGGGAUUGUUCAGUCUGGCAAAGCGGAGCAGAGAAAGAAAAAAUGCCUAUGUGGAUCAUCAAAGUGCAGGGGUCAUUUUUAUUAAUGAACUCAAAGGGGGAUGGUCAGAUGGUGCCAGCUAAUUGAAGCCCCUUUCACAAGGUGUGAACAGGACUGAACCCAGCAAUGAGAUCUUCGUUUCCUUUGGCAAAUUGGUGUUGAUGGCGCUUCACGGUCUCCCAUGACUUGAGUCUACGACCACAGAUGCCAGAAGACUGUCCAACCACUGUCCCUAUGGUUGAAUCCUUGAGCUCUGCGGCCAUCCUCAAACUUGAGGAUGAGUUUUUGCCCCACCAGGGGAGAAUGAUAGGAAUAUUUGAGUUUGAUUUUAAAUAAGAUUUAGAUUAUAUUUCAGUUUGUGUAAAGAUUUAGAUUGUAUUUCAAUUUUGUUAGAUAUUUUAUUUUUGGUUAGCCAUUUGGUUUUAUUUUCAGUUAUAUUAGAGUUAUCUUGUAGAGAGGUUACUGUUAUCUUUUAGAUAGUUAUCCUUAAUUGCCUAUAAAUAGGCAACACAUUGUAACUUUCUUUUUCCCCUUUUGUGAUUGAAAUAUAUUUUAUCUUUUCUUCUUCUUCUCAACUUCUUCUCUUCUCCCUGUUUCUUUUUCAUCUUUUCUUAUUUCUCUCUCUUUUCUUCUUCCCCCAUUUUCUGCAAUUUGAUUGCGCUUCCGCACAAUUUCUUGUGCUUGUUCUUGUCCUUGAUGGAGAUGUACUACAUAAAUCGGAGAGCUUGGUUCCAAUUCAGAGAAUGGCAAUUAUCAUUCUGCAACUUUUUGAUCAUGGUGCUUUUCCACCCUUCUUUCUUCUUUGGAUAGAUUGAUUCAUUCUUCCAUCAAUCCCAUCUUAGAUUCUCCUGUGUUUUACAUGUUUGAUUAGCUUCUCAGUAAUUGGUUCUCAUUGAUACCAACCAUUUAGACACAAGAAUGCUUAGGGGUUGUUUAGUUGUGG